AUCUCCUCCCCCCCCCCCGGCAUAGCGAAGCUUCAGCGCUCUUUGCGUCUUCUGUAGUAGUGUCUGGUAGCAUGCGAGGAAUGUAGUGGAUGCGCAGUUUUGAUGUAAUGUAGCUGGUUCAGUGUACACCUUCGUCUCCGUGUUGGUAGGUGAGUGGCCGUGGCGUUGGUGGAAUUUUGAGGACUGCCAUUAGGUUUUCUUUUGAAGGGAUUUGUACCGGCAGGCUAUUAGCGAGCAGAAAGUGGUGUGAGAUGUAUUGAGAGUGUGAAGAGUGUGUUCGUCUACUGGAUAAGGUGUAGGUUUCCUUUCUCAGUUGUACAGUAUCAGCAAUUGUGUUUGGAGCACGUGAGUGCGUCAUUCCGGAUUGUGGCGUGGCGCGAUCGUUUGAACAUUGUGAAGCUGUUGUACAGGAAAGCCAACUGCUGAAAGGAGUUGAAGAAGGCCGUCACGAAGUCGGUGUGGUCCCAUGGAGCCUCCAGUAUUGCCCGCAGGUCCAACUCUGAGGCGAGCAGCUACUUUCAGUUAUCGCCAGGAACGAGCCCUGCAGGACGUCAAUGGUCGCGCGAACGGUCUUAACAAGAGCCAGGAUCACCUCUCAACAGCAAAGAGCACCGCGGAUGGUCGAAAUGUAACGCGCCUACUGAAGCAGUUCUCAGCUGUGCCAUCUCGAUACGCUGCUCCCCUCGCUUCGAAGAAAAACCUCUCCACCACCGCGGAUAAGCCGCAGACUGGCCAAGCAAACAUGACGAAGCUGCCUUUCAUUACAGGAAGGGCAGCUCCAAGUCAUCAGAGGAAGCCUUCGGGAGACAGUCUGAAUUCUUCUCAACCUGCCAUGGUGUUUUCCGCUUCUGUAAGGGAGCCGAAGGCGGACACGUCUGCCAAGAAGGUGGCAGCGAACAGCAGCUCUCUGGGUGCGAAACGACCUCGAGUGGGCACGAAAACGAGCAUGGUGGAACAGAAGAGCCAAGUGGCGGCGCGAGCUCCGCGGGUGUAUUCGUUGGACAAGGGAGGAUGCUGGUGCUCGAAGAACGGUUCGGUUCGGGGCCCAGCGGAGGCGUCUGCAGCAGGGAGUGUGUCUGUGCUGUAUUCUGCAGCUCACUGGGUGCAUCUGAUCAAGCUCGCAGAGGGCGAGAAGAAGAACGACGUGGUGGUAGACUUGUUACGGGUGGCCGUGAGGUUGAAAGCGGAGCCCCGGGAAAUGGUGAAGGUGGAGCUGAAGCGGUAUGGAGAGGGUCACCCAAGCGACGAGGUCGUGCAGCAGCUUGUGGAGGAAUGCGAGGGAGUGGCAGGAGUGUCGGUGUCGUCGACGACGAUCGAAGGAGGCGAAGAAGGGGAGUCGAUAUCAGAGGAAUCAAAUGGGAGUGCGGCAGUGUUGAGUAACGGUGAUAGUGGUGCAGCUUGUGUGAGCAAGAUCACAAUCGUCGCACCAGUUGUUAGUGAGAACGGCGGCGCGGUGACGAAGGAUGUGGCAGCGAAGCGUCCACAUUUUAUGGGGAGGAUGUUGGCGAGGUCAGCAACUUUUUCUGUUGUGGACCCGAACUCGAAAUCGGUGCAUGCGAAAGCAGAGUAUGGUCGGAAAUUGGAGAAGACUUUGGAGUUUUUAGCAUCGCAAGCCGUAGCUCACUCUCCUGGGAAUGCUGGGGAUUCUGGUCGACCUUGUGCUUCGGAGUCACCGAAGCCAUCCCUUGCGAGUGUUGCUGAGGUCAAUACUACCCCCAAGUCUCGUAGCAAGUUUGAAGUUCAAUCACAGGGAGACAUUGAAGUAUCUGAGACCCUUCCUACUUUGGUGACUGACCUUGCAUCUCCAUCGUCAAAUUUAGACGAGAUAGCUACAUCAAAUAUCGAUGUGGCCUCUAACAUCGUCGAUAUGGUACCUAAGCCAGGCAGUUUGUUUUGCUUGGAAUCGGAAUCUGCGAUUAGCAGCUGCAUUUCAGUCGCUGAGGCGGGACCUGGACCCGAAUCUCCAGUAGCGAAUGGCAAUGCAGACAAGCCAGUGGAUUCCUUGUCUGAGUGGCUAGAUGUUGAGUCACCUGCAAUGUGCUCCCCGGAAAUUCAAUCGGCACGGACAGAGGUGAAGCAGAUCGAGGUGGAUGCUUUGACCAGUGAGGUGGUUUCGCACUCUCUGCCUCCCAAAGCCGCCGAGGUGAGUGAGAGUCCCUUAAGUGAUGGGCCUCACAGGAGAAGGAAAAGCUGGCAGGGCUCCGGAAACCUGUCUACGACGCCGUUUGCAGAGAAACCGAGUCGGUCCCACAAACAUACUUUGAGCGCGGAUGCUGCUAUUCUGAACGUUCGCUGCGGAGGGGAACGAUCACUUCUGAGUGUAGUAGACAAGGUCAAGUUGUUUACAGUGUUGGCAGAGAGCGGAGGUGUCACUUCAACGCCAGAAGAAAACUCUCUUUCCGGUUCUGAAGAGAUUGUGGAGGAUAAAGAAAUUGAUGAACCCAAGCAGAGCACUGGCGCAAAUGGGUAUUUCAGUCAGACUGUGAAGGAUGAAGUGCGUGAGUUGGAGUCUCCUGUUGAAAGUGUUAUUGACACAAAUCCUUCGGAAACUCCAGUUGGGUCAGAGACUAUUGUCGUGGCAGAGCCAAAUACUGCGCAAAACAAUGGCUUUAAUGCUCCUGUGACUACCCCUGUGAAGGUUUCCUCGAGGCGCAAGACAUUGAAAGGUGAUACCGUUCCCAUCCCCGCCACUCCAAGUGCCGCUACUCCACGUGAGUCUGGCAAUGGUGUGAUUCCGAGAGCUGGACAUCGCAGAGCGAGCAGCGUAGGGUACAUGACACCUAGAGGUCCAUUUGAUGGGGUUGUCGCGUGCUCACCCUUUGGGGAUAAUGGUGGCAGUCCAUCGUCGCACUCGUCGAAUGCGAAGAGUCAGCGCGUAUCCCGGGGAUACAGAGAAGUGACUCCGCGAAUGAAUCUUCCGAAACCUUCAUGGAUAGCAGUAGUAGAGCGGGAAAUGAAGGGGUCGAAGCUGAAGGAUCUUCUGGCUGCUCAGUUGCCAGAGGUGGUGAGUCCUUUGUCUGAGUAUCUGGAGGCUCAGAUGGGGAACCAGAAUAGGGAUCCUGAGAAUGGGACUUUUGGUGCAGUAGACAAGUGCGUGAGCUCUACGUGCAGCCCAGCAAAAAGCUACAUGAGAAUGACGAGAUCAUCUGCGCGGAAGCAGGCUGUAUCAAAAGAAGAGCAGAACGAGGGAUGUGGAGAACUGAAGCCCUCUCCGAAGCCCAAGUAUCCAGGCGAGAGUGAACAGGAUGCUGACACCAGCACCACUGGUUUCCGGACGCCAGGGUCAGCAGUGAGACGGUCUGCACGUAUCCAAAACAAAGUGCAGUCAAAAAGAAACGUGCUUUUUAAGGAGGAGUCUUCAACCAUGAUGUAGAUGUCAGAGCUGUCUAUCAAGGGCUUCCAUUUAUUCGCAAAUUGUUUUGCCUGCAUUUUGCUGUAUACUACAUGUUACUGCCUUCAAAUGGUAGAAAUUAAGUCUAGGUAGAUAAUGUAGAAAGCUUCGAUCAAGUGUUCAUUCAGCUUUGACUAUUCUGUACUUUCUCAGACGUGCAAGCCUGUCUGUUGUAUUCUCUCUGACGUUAGGCGUUUAUCUUCAUCUGUAAUAUAAAGUUUUGGUUGGAAGACUCCAUUGCCACUCUUGUGACAGGUGA
Molecule: messenger RNA, 3650 nt
Organism: Physcomitrium patens
Lineage: Eukaryota; Viridiplantae; Streptophyta; Bryopsida; Funariales; Funariaceae
Source: RefSeq, a predicted model, not a curated record